Molecule: messenger RNA, 732 nt
Organism: Morus notabilis
Lineage: Eukaryota; Viridiplantae; Streptophyta; Magnoliopsida; Rosales; Moraceae
Product: actin-depolymerizing factor 5
Exons: 3
Coding region: 78-509 (143 amino acids)
Biological process (GO): actin filament depolymerization; actin filament bundle assembly
Cellular component (GO): cytoplasm; actin cytoskeleton
Molecular function (GO): actin filament binding
Source: RefSeq, a predicted model, not a curated record
ACUCAAGAAAUCAGUCUAAUCUUCUAACCUUUUUUUUCCUUCUCAACUUCAAUAUCAACUACAACUAGACAACAACCAUGGCUAUGGCUUUCAAGAUGGCGACGACCGGAAUGUGGGUGACAGAUGAGUGCAAGAACUCGUUCAUGGAGAUGAAAUGGAAGAAGGUGCAUAGGUACAUAGUGUUCAAGAUCGACGAAAAAUCGAAACUUGUCACGGUCGAUAAGGUCGGCGGCUCCGGCGAGAGCUACGACGAUCUGGCCAAGUCUUUGCCAAACGACGACUGCAGAUACGCCGUGUUUGAUUUCGACUUUGUCACCGUUGACAAUUGCCGGAAGAGCAAAAUCUUCUUCAUUGCAUGGGCUCCGACAGCAUCAAGGAUUAGAGCAAAAAUGUUGUAUGCAACAUCAAAAGAUGGGCUGAGGAGAGUGUUAGAUGGGAUCCACUAUGAAGUCCAGGCCACAGACCCAACUGAGAUGGGAAUGGAUGUGAUCCAGGACAGGGCUAAAUAGAAUCUGAUUAAACAAGCCUGUAUUUAAUGUCAUAUGCAUGUUCUUGGGUCUUACUUGUGCUUAAUUAAUAACUCCAUAGGAGUCCCAUACUAGAGAUGUGUUUUUCUUCUUUGGUGCCAUGUAUCUUUUCUUAGAUUUUUGGUACUAAUGUAAGUUAAUCCCUCUAAUUUUGUAAUAAAUAAGUUAUCAUGUCCCACUGUGCUAAUCCUAAUUACAAAGCACC